AUGGCAUCCUCCCAGCCGGCCAAGCCACCGCUCAUCGGCCAGCCAUCAAGCGCCCAACGAGGCUCGCAGCCAGGCCUACGAUACCCUGCGAGCGGGAAGACGAUAUACCAUAGGCCCUUAAAUCGCAGUCGAACGCAAGAGCUCAGCCAGGCCAGCUUUGCAUAUCUGUUUGGGGAGAUGGUCAGCUAUGCGCAAAAACGUGUCACUGGUAUUCAAGACCUCGAAAAAAGAUUAAAUACUCAGGGACACCCUAUCGGUCUCAAACUCCUCGACCUCCUCCUCUACCGCGAGCCUCCCCGCACACAAACCCGUCCACUCCACAUAAUCGCUCUCCUCCAAUUCAUUACCACCAUACUCUGGAAACAUCUCUUCUCCCGCCCAGCCGAUGCCCUGGAAAAAUCCUCUAACCCAGAAACGCCCGAUGAAUACAUGAUCUCAGACAAUGAACCGCUAGUGAAUCAAUACAUCAGUGUACCGAAAGAGAUGAACCAGCUAAAUUGUGCGGCGUUCGUGGCAGGCAUUAUAGAGGGUGUAUGCGACGGCUCGGGAUUUCCAGCUAGGGUCACGGCACAUAGCGUUGGAAAGGGAGAGGAGGGCGAGUUAUGGCCUGGAAAGACAGUUUUCUUGGUAAAGUUUCAGCCGGAGGUUGUCGAGAGAGAGGCGUAUUUAGGAAGGACUUGA
Messenger RNA from Amorphotheca resinae ATCC 22711, 681 nucleotides. RefSeq lists its product as hypothetical. Gene Ontology annotation, cellular component: TRAPPI protein complex; TRAPPIII protein complex; TRAPPII protein complex. The record is from RefSeq and is a predicted model, not a curated record. The transcript has 2 exons. Gene Ontology annotation, biological process: endoplasmic reticulum to Golgi vesicle-mediated transport. The coding region runs from base 1 to 681 and encodes 226 amino acids. Lineage: Eukaryota; Fungi; Ascomycota; Leotiomycetes; Helotiales; Amorphothecaceae.